CGGCACUUACAGUAACCAGAGUGAACAAUUAAUGGACUGCAGCGAGAGGAUGUCAUCAGAGACGACGAGGCAUAAUCAGCAUGACGAGCGGUCCGAGCGGAACGCAUGGUUGAAGGAGAUGCGCGGGUGGCUGAUGGUGCUCGCGACGGUGGCGGCGUCGGUGACGUACCAGGCCGGCCUGAACCCUCCCGGAGGGUUUUGGCAGGAGGACGACAGGGUCGCCGGCCACAGGGCCGGCGAUCCGGUGCUUCGUGACAGCGUUGCCGCUAGGUACAAGACGUUCUACUACUUCAACUCGACGGCGUUCGUGACGUCGCUGGUGAUCAUGGUGCUGCUCAUGAGCGAGCGCUUCUACCGCACGGAGACCAAGGUGGCGGCGCUCGUGGUCACCACCUUCAUCGACCUCGCCAGCCUCGUCGGCGCCUACAUCGCCGGCUCGACGCGGUUCAUGUCCUCCUGCGCCUACGUCAUUGCCAUCACCGGCGUCGCCUUCGUCUCCGUCAUCGCCAUGGGAGAGGUGAUGGGGAUAGUCUGCGAUUUCUUCAGGGGGAGGUCGCCGUGCAUGAGCAGCUGCUACCCGCUCCAUGGUAGAGCUGAGGGUGACGGACUCCCGAUCCACAAGGCCGAGGAUGAAGAGCAAGGUAGAGGCGCGGCGUUUCACAUCAGUAGUGUUGACGCUUGAGAAUUUUCCCCGAUUUUAGCUAGGCUGGAAUUGAUCUAGGCUACAUAUAUGUAAAAAUUUCUUCAAGAAUUACUGGAAAGUUGAGAGAGAGAGAGAGAGAGAGAGAGAGAGAGAGUUGUGUUAAGCUUCUGCAAAAAUGCUUCAGAGUUCAGUAUUCCUUUUCAUGGACUGUUCUA
Molecule: messenger RNA, 858 nt
Organism: Oryza sativa Japonica Group (Japanese rice)
Lineage: Eukaryota; Viridiplantae; Streptophyta; Magnoliopsida; Poales; Poaceae
Cellular component (GO): membrane
Source: RefSeq, a predicted model, not a curated record